Messenger RNA from Ostrea edulis (European flat oyster), 6139 nucleotides. RefSeq lists its product as uncharacterized. Gene Ontology annotation, biological process: G protein-coupled receptor signaling pathway; response to pheromone. The record is from RefSeq and is a predicted model, not a curated record. The transcript has 5 exons. NCBI's taxonomy places the organism in Eukaryota, Metazoa, Mollusca, Bivalvia, Ostreida, Ostreidae. The coding region runs from base 130 to 1749 and encodes 539 amino acids.
ACCGAAAUCCGACAUUAUGUUCGAACGAAUUAUUGAAUUUAGCAGCCCGGAAGUGAUGAUUUGUUUCAACAUGGAGACGGCAGUUUGAGGGGGUGGAAACAACGGAGAAAUUAAGCUUAAGUUUGAGAAAUGGGUGUACUCUCUUACUUUUUGAGAUGGAAAGUUUGGUUUUAUGUUUAUUGUCUCCAUUGUUUUAUGUACGUACACUCAGAGAGACAUCAAGGGACAUGGUCAUCCAGUAAUUUUCUUUUGUUUUUGUCAAAAUUUGGUGUACAGAAAACUGACUUGAAAAACGCAGAUGCAACUCAAGGAUUUUUUUACGGAAAUAUCACAACAAACAGCAAUUCAUCAAAGUCACUGACACUAGUUGUUGUGGACAGUGAAUACUUUUCACAUUUUUAUGGAAACGCUACUAGUAAAUCGAACAAACAGCAUAAAAAUGACAUAUGUAAAUCCAUGUUUAAAACGAUCGAGGAGGUGGCAUAUGAUAAAGACUGCAAAACAGAUGGGACAAAGGAUUACCUUCGUCGAGUCCCAUGCCCUAAAGGCGAACUUUGUGAGGAUGAAGAUACACCAUCAAAUGUUGUGCCAAACUAUCAAUUUACCUAUAAAAUAAUGGAUAAACAAAUACCAAGAUAUUGGUAUAUGAGUCUUGUUGCCUGCUACAGAAACACAACCCAAAAAAAUUGUUCUUGGGUCAGCACCAAUGAGGACAUCACAGUCGAUUAUGACAUCUGGUUGGUCAAUGGUGACCCCAUUUACAAGAAGUGGAACCCCGUAGAACAUCAGUUUUCGUUCGAGGAACAUGAUAUAUUUGAGACCUUCCUAGGUUUCCUUGGGGUCUACAUAGUUUUAAUUCCAUUUUGGUUCUAUGUCUAUUCAAAACAGAAGCAUUCAUUGACAAAGUUUUUAUUAACCAUCAUAUGCAUAGAAGCAUUUGGAAUUUUGUGUAAUUUUAUUCACGUGGCAGUGUUUGCAGCCAAUGGUGUUGGGGUGUACUGGAUUGCCGUUUUAGGCAAUGCCAUAGAUACGAUAUCGCAGUGUCUCUUCAUGCUCAGCCUGCUGCUUCUUGCCAAAGGGUGGAUGAUUACACAGCAGAAUAUCCGAGGGAGGAGUGUAGUGUUCACUCUGUGGGGGGUCUACACGCUGCUGAACUGCAUUCUCUUCUUCUGGAACCUGUUUGAGGUGGAUGUCAUUUCAAACAAGGAUGAAUGGCAGACGUGGCCUGGAUAUUUAAUCUGUGGAUUCCGGGUGGUGAUCAUGAUCUGGUUUUUCGUGGAGCUGCGGCACACUUUUCGAUCUAGUCGAUGCGCGGAGGACCGCCUUCAGUUACUGCAGCAGUUUGGUGCCUACUUUCUUGUCUGGUUUAUAUAUCUUCCAGUUUUAGUCAUCAUUAAUACGCAGUUCUCCGCUCUGUGGAAGAAAAAAAUUAUGCUGUGUAUAACUAAUGGAGCGGACUUGCUCUCCUACUUGAUUUUACUCCACUUGUUGUGGCCCUCGCGAUCCAUUCUAUACCUCCUCAGGGGGGAGGACCCUUUACCUUACGAGCUCCUCAUCACGGGUAUUUUAGAUGAAGACCAAGAUGAUAAAACUAUAUUAAAAAGACAGAAAGCGAGUGUUAAUGGUCGGCUGAAGAGAGAGCCUAAUCACAACACAUUAAAGAAUGGCUUCCAGAAAUCCCCCAAGUCAAGGUAUGCAGAUGAAAAACGGCUGGCUCUGUUGUCUGAAGAGGAUGAAGAUGAAUUGUAACUACAGCAGAGGAGUGUGAAAUUUGUUCGUGGAUCGCAAGGGGUGUGGGAGAAAAAUGCCAUACUUUCUUUCAUUUACCACACUUAGAAUCGUGUUACCUACUUUCAAUUCUGUCUCAAUUUCAGAAUUUCUCCAUUAGCUUUAGACAAACUUGAUGUACAAUGUAACCUUGCCGGAGAUUUGAUGUAUGCGUGCUCAAUCAUUGGUUUUAGAAUUCUGUCUUGGGUAAAGGGCAUUGAGUGCCUGAAUGAUAGGUCUGUAAAUAUAGAAUUAGGCAAUAUGGCAGCAUUCCUGGAAGACUUGUUUAUUUAUCAGAUGCAUGUUUAAACUGCUCAUAUGUACAGAAUUAUAACUUAACGGAGUGAUAAGUUUGACCCUUCACAAUUGUAGUAUGAACCAGUAAGGGAGCAUUAAAACACAGCAGAUAGAAAUUGUAGAUUUAUUUUGGUGUGUGACAUUGAUGUAAGUACUGGGGGUAAUCUUUGUGUUCGUUACCUCUAUAAUAAGAUUGUGGGUUACUUGUCACGGUUGUUGCCUCGAGCUUUCAUUCAUUUAUAUACAGGUACUAAAUAUUUCUAGUUACAUUGUCAACAUAGUAGAUCAACAUAUUUAACUAAAUGUUCAAUUUCAGUCUAUUGAAAUAGCAGUAAGAAAAUCGGAUAUAGGUGCUGUAAAAUCAAUAGAAUUAGUAGAAGUCAGUUACAGGUGCUGUAAAGUCGACAAUUUCAGUCAAUCAAGCAGUUAGAAGGGUACUGUAAAGUCACAGUUUUAGUCUAUCUAACUGGUUAGAAAAUCGGAUAUAGGUGCUGUAAAGUGAACAGUUUCAGUCUUUUGAAUUAGCUGAAAUCAGAUACAGGACAACUGUAAAAUCACCAGUUUUUAGCUCACCUGAGCUUUCAGCUUUUCUGAUCGCUUUUUGUCCGUCGUCUGUCUGUCUGUUCGUCUGUCUGUUAAACUUUUCACAUUUUUGACUUCUUCUCCAGAACCACUGGGCCAAUUUCAACCAAACAUGGCCAAAAGCAUCCUUGGGUGAAGGGCUUUCAAGUUUGUUCAAAUGAAGGGCCAUGUCCCUUUCAAAGGGGAGAUAAUCACAAAAAUGCAAAAAUAGGGUGGGGUCAUUUAAAAAUCUUCUUCUCAAGAACCACUUGGCCAGAAGAGCUGAAAUUUAUCUGAAAGCUUCCUGACAUAUUGCAGAUUCAAGUUUUUUCAAAUCAUGGCCCCCGGUUGUAGGAUGGGGCCACAAGGGGGGAUCAAAGUUUUACAUACAAAUAUAUAGGGAAAAACUUUAAAAAUCUUCUUCUCAAGAACCACUAAGCCAGAAAAGCUGAGAUUUACAUGAAAGCUUCCUGACAUAAUGCAGAUUCAAGUUUGUUCAAAUCAUGGGCUCCGGGGGUUGGAUGGUGCCACAAUAGGGGAUCAAAGUUUUACAUACAAAUAUAUAGCAAAAAUCUUCUUCUCAAGAACCACUGAGCCAGAAAAGCUGAUUUUACAUGAAAACUUUCUGACAUGUGCAGAUUCAAGUUUGUUCAAAUCAUGGCCCCCGGGGAUAGGAUGGGGCCACAAGGGGGAUCAAAGUUUUACAUACAAAUAUAUAGUUAAAAUCUUUUUCUCAAUAACCACUGAGUCAGAAAAGCUGAUAUUUACAAGAAAACUUUCUGACAUGUGCAGAUUCAAGUUUGUUCAAAUCAUGGCCCCCGGGGGUAGGAUGGGGCCACAAGGGGGAUCAAAGUUUUACAUACAAAUAUAUAGUUAAAAUCUUUUUCUCAAUAACCACUGAGUCAGAAAAGCUGAUAUUUACAAGAAAACUUUCUGACAUAGUGCAGAUUCAAGUUUGUUCAAAUCAUGGUCCCCGGGGCGGUAGGAUGGGGCCACAAGGGGGGGGGGGGUGUCAAAGUUUCACAUACAAAUAUAGGAAAAAGCUUUAAAAAUCUUCUUCUCAAGAACCAUUGGGCCAAAGAAGUUGACAUUUACAUGAAAGCUUUCUGACAUAGUGUAGAUUCAAGUUUGCAAAGGGUAGUUUGGGCCAUAAUAGGGACUAAGGUUUUACAUGCAAAUAUAUAUGGAAAGUCUUCAGAUAUGGGGCAAGGUGACUCAGGUGAGCGAUGUGGCCCAUGGGCCUCUUGUUGUUGAGGUAUAAUUAUUGCAGUUAUUUACGAUAUGGACUUGCCCGUCAAUUUAAAUCUUCCAUUGACAGGAGGAAACAAUCGGCCAUAAAGGAUGACAAGUUUUCUCUUUAUCAACAAAAUUAGCACCCAACAAACUUGCUAAUCAUUCCCAAACCAUGAAAAUUUGUGUCCUCGAAAAUAAUUAGGUCCUCGCCUAUUGGCAUUGAGAGCCCUAUAGUGAUCAACCUGUGCAUCCGUCCAUAUAUCAACAUUUUUCUGGACUAUCCCUGCAGCUAGUAAAAAUUUAUACUUGAACUUUUAUCAAAUGGUUACAAAACAAGGUUAAGGUUGGGCUUUCAUGACUUAUUUUUGAAAGAGUUAUGGAUGUUGAAAUUUGUAAAUUUCUGGGAUAUGACAAUUUUCCAGACUUUUUAAGCUAUCCCUGCAACUUUUGAAUUGAAAAUUUUUGCAUGAACUUACACUGUAUAUUUAUGGGUUACAUAUUAAGUUUGAUGUUUGGGAUUUUUUUUAAGUUUGUAAAAGAGUUGUUGACCUUAAACUUAGCAAUUAAACCCACAAAGUGGGGGGCUUUUGUGCUGCUUGCCAUAUCACAUUGAUAUCUACAGUAGUAGAUUCUACAAUAUUUUGUUUAUUGUUUGAAAGCAACAACGUAGUUAAUACAUAUAUUUUCCUGUUACAUGUUUGCUGAUAUCCCUAAGCUAUGCUUUUGUAUGUGGUUAUACCACACAUAGACUCGGUCCCAAAAGGAUGUGUCACUUUUCAUCAUAUUUUGUACUGUUUUGUUUUUUUGUGCUGAGGUCUGUUUAUGCCUUACAUCGAAACCACAAGAAUUAAGAUUAUUUACUAACAAAUGAAUAAUUCCCAAUGUACAGUAAAACAUGGUUAUAAUGAACACACUGAUAAUGAAAUUGUGCUUACUGGAAAGUGAUAGUCAUCCCCCUAUGAGAGGAAAAUAACAAAAAAUGUAUUGGAUAUAACGAAAUUCGCUAUAACGUUGUUCUACUGUAUAAUGAAGUUUGGUUAAAAUGAGCUGUUUUUCUCUGGCCCUGGAGAUUCACUAUAAAUGUGUUUUGCUGUAUAAUGAAGUUUGGUUAUAAUGAACUGUUUUUCACUGGCCCUGGAGGUUCACUAUAACCGUGUUUUACUGUAUAUUGAAGUUUGGUUAUAAUGAACUGUUUUUCACUGGCCCUGGAGGUUCACUAUAACCGUGUUUUACUGUAUAUUGAAGUUUGGUUAUAAUGAACUGUUUUUCACUGGCUCUGGAGGUUCGCUAUAACCGUGUUUUAUUGUAUGUGCUAUUCCAUCUGAUUUCCUAAUAGUAAAUUUAUUUAUGUUUGUUGCCUAGAGGGAACUUUUAGUUACAGUAAUUCAGCAAUUCAUGUAUUAGACUCAUUGAAUAGAUAACAUCUUUUGUGCCAAAUAUCAAAAUUACAGAUCAAAUUUGCUGAUGAAAUAUAGCAUUUUGUAUGUGGAUAGAUCCCAUAUUUAGCUUCAAAUAUGUGUGUAUUGUCAGAACGAAAUUGCACAUUGAUGCUUGCCUAUAUACUUAUGGUAGUGCAUGUGAUCCUGUGUAUGAAGUAUGUAUAGAUAUAAUAGAACUGAUAGUGUAGAUUGUUUUUAUUGAAAGAAGAAUUUAAAACGUUUUGUUUGUCAAAUGGUUAACAAAAAUAUCAGUUGUUAAAACAGGCGUAUGUGUCAGUAUGUGUUCAUAUAAUUUUUGUUGGGGAUUAAUUGCUUUGUCAUCUGUCCGGCCAUCGGUCAAAAACCCAAGGACUUUGUAAGAAUUCAAUAUUUAGCAUGUAAAAUCCUUUUGAUAUUCCUUAUAAUUAUAUUAAAAAGGAAAAUAUAAAAUCAGCUUAUCAAAAAAUAUUGCCCAAUAGAAAUUGAAAUAUGCAUGGCAUUCUGUGUUAAUUUCUAAAGACCCUUCAGUUUUGCAUGAAGUGAGAAAUUUACAUCCAGUUGUAAAUUGUGGGGAAAUGAACAAAAUCAGUAUGUAUAUAUACCAUGCUUAAUGAUGACGUCAUAGGAAAUGUAUGUUCUGUGGAACACUCUAGUGGAAAUGAAUGCAAUCAAUUAAUCUCCAUUUCAGUAGUUAUUGUCAACGCUCUUGGUUUGUUGUUUUUUUUUGUAAAGAUUUUAAUGUGCUUUGUUAAAUAUUGUUUACAGCUUGAUAAAGAUCAAAUUAUUGUUUUGAUUCAAAGUGAACAUACACAAGUAAUCUUUUUUUUUUUUAAAUUCUAUUUCUUUUUUGUGCUUUUUUUUUU